Racocetra persica is the source of this 206-nucleotide messenger RNA. The record is from the annotation of a GenBank genome assembly. Lineage: Eukaryota; Fungi; Glomeromycota; Glomeromycetes; Diversisporales; Gigasporaceae.
GGAGUCAAGCUUAUGCACGUGAGCUUCCGGAGUCUCCCCACUUGCUUGCUGUGCGCGUGAACUCCGCACGUCCCCGAGGUCCUUUUUGGAUGCUCGCAAGGCCCGGAGGUAACCAAUAUGAUUCUGAGAAUAUGCAUCUAAAAGACCAUAUAGCCGAUGAUUUAAACGAAAUUGCUCCGAAUAAUAAACUUGCAGUCUUAAAUGAG